AUGGUCAAGGAACUAUUGUUACUAGUGUUCGUCAAUCUUGUCCUUGGAAAAAAUGACUUGGGAUAUAACGAAAAUACGGCAAAGAAGUUGUUGGUACUCUCAGCUGGUGCUUACUCAAAAGAUCCGGCCGUUUGUCUACAAAGUCAUUUUGAUGUCGUAGAGGUAUUUAGUGUUUUUGGACCUUUAAUAGAACGUCUGUAUGGAAUCAUUUUUACAAACUAAAAUUUUUUAGAUGGUUGAUGAAGUUACCGUGGACUGUGGAAGGAUCUUUGACCAUGACUGCUUUGGCUAUGUUGCAUUGUUGCACAAGAAAAAAGCGUUGGCCAUCGGUUUCCGGUAAGAUUUUUCGUAGUUCGUAGAUGAUUUUCUUGACUUUCCAAUUGUUAUUCUUAAUAUUUUGUUGCCACACUACGCUGAAUAUUCUUAUUCUGUAAUUUUUAGCGGCUCAACCAGCGCAAUUCAGCUUCUAACACAAGCCACCAGCGCUUUAGGGCAUAAAGUCCCAUUUCUGGAAGAUAUGGGAAAAAUCAACCGGUAUUUCCACCACGCAUACAAACUACUGUGGGAGAGGAUGGAAGACAAAAUUACAGAUUCAAUCAAAAAGUAUCCGGAUUAUAAAGUUUGGAUCUCUGGCCAUUCUUUGGGAGGAGCCUUGGCAUCGCUAGUUUCGGCUACUUUGGUGCGAAAUGAGAUUGUAAAACUGGAACAAACCGAGAAUUAUAGCUUUGGGUGAGUUUGUAGUAACUUUUUUGUGACCCUCUACAACUUCUUUUCAAACGUGUCAUUUUAGGCAGCCUCGAGUUGGCGAGAUUGUAUUUGCUUCGAGAUUCAAGGAAGUAAUUCCGAACUAUUUUCGCAUUGCGCAUGCCAAAGAUAUUGUAACUUAUUUGUUCCCGAGGAAGUUUGGCUAUAGACAUUUUCCAAAUGAGGUAGGUUAUUGUUGUAAUCAAAUUCCAAAGUUUACUAUAAAAGGGUACACAAAGGGGUAGACAUAGCAUGUUUCGAGAGAUUUUUGCGGCUCGAUGGAAACUCAGCCGAGCCUAGUUAUUUAUGGUAGUGCAUCUGUCAAUAAUUUUUAGCAAUUAAAUCUUGUGUCUACAUUUACGAUCUGUGACUUUCAGGUUUGGUACCCCAGUGACAUGACCUCGAACACGACCUAUUCGAUUUGUAAGGACUUCACGGAUCCGGAAUGUCACGACGAAAGUAAUCGAGACAAUGUUGAAGACCAUCGGAUGUAUUUUGGAGUCCAUGUUGGAAGAUAUGGAAAAGCCGGAUGCCCAUUGUUGAAUUUGAACACAACUGAUGAAGUUGAGCUUAGUGUAGCCCCUACCAGCAUUGGGAAGAGAAUCGAAAAUUCAAUUUUGGCAGUAAUCGCAACUUUCGUUAGUUGGCUUUUUAUGGAGUGA
Messenger RNA from Bursaphelenchus xylophilus (pine wood nematode), 1406 nucleotides. The record is from the annotation of a GenBank genome assembly. Lineage: Eukaryota; Metazoa; Nematoda; Chromadorea; Rhabditida; Aphelenchoididae.